Messenger RNA from Necator americanus (New World hookworm), 402 nucleotides. RefSeq lists its product as uncharacterized. The coding region runs from base 1 to 402 and encodes 133 amino acids. The transcript has 6 exons. The record is from RefSeq and is a predicted model, not a curated record. Gene Ontology annotation, cellular component: cytoplasm. Gene Ontology annotation, biological process: regulation of phosphorylation. Gene Ontology annotation, molecular function: protein serine/threonine phosphatase inhibitor activity. Lineage: Eukaryota; Metazoa; Nematoda; Chromadorea; Rhabditida; Ancylostomatidae.
AUGUAUCGUGUAAUUUUUGAAUUAUCCAGUACAAUUAUCCACUUCAAAAGAAACGGAACUAUGUCCACCGAAAUCAAGCACGCCAGAUUCCCAAAAGAUGCGCAAACAAGACGGGAAGAGCGCAAUCGAGUACUAACGAUGAAGUACGGUAAACAGCAAAUGAUGUUGAUUCGCAAAAGGAUGAAGAUUGAAAACUGGAUUGAUGCUGAGGUCGCCAAGCUGUUUAACGGGAAUGAGAAUAACGGUGUGGAUAUCGACGUGGACGCGCUUCUUGACCUUGACAGUGUUCCAGCUAAACGCAAAUUUGUAUUUGACAAUCUACAGCGAAGCCAUUGCCCUGCGUCGAUGGACAAGAUAACCAUGUUUUUGGACGAGAUGAUCGAUCAACUGAAUACCCUGUGA